Molecule: messenger RNA, 1129 nt
Organism: Pan troglodytes (chimpanzee)
Lineage: Eukaryota; Metazoa; Chordata; Mammalia; Primates; Hominidae
Gene: APOBEC2
Product: apolipoprotein B mRNA editing enzyme catalytic subunit 2
Exons: 3
Coding region: 1-693 (230 amino acids)
Biological process (GO): cytidine to uridine editing
Cellular component (GO): nucleus; cytoplasm
Molecular function (GO): RNA binding; cytidine deaminase activity
Source: RefSeq, a predicted model, not a curated record
AUGGCCCAGAAGGAAGAGGCUGCUGCGGCCACUGAGGCUGCUGCGGCCACUGAGGCUGCCUCCCAGAAUGGGGAGGAUCUGGAGAACCUGGACGACCCUGAGAAGCUGAAAGAGCUGAUUGAGCUGCCGCCCUUUGAGAUUGUCACAGGAGAACGGCUGCCUGCCAACUUCUUUAAAUUCCAGUUCCGGAAUGUGGAGUACAGUUCCGGGAGGAACAAGACCUUCCUCUGCUAUGUGGUUGAAGCACAGGGCAAGGGGGGCCAAGUGCAGGCAUCUCGGGGAUACCUAGAGGAUGAGCAUGCGGCUGCCCAUGCAGAGGAAGCUUUCUUCAACACCAUCCUGCCAGCCUUCGACCCAGCCCUGCGGUACAAUGUCACCUGGUAUGUGUCCUCCAGCCCCUGUGCAGCGUGUGCUGACCGCAUUAUCAAAACCCUUAGCAAGACCAAGAACCUGCGUCUGCUCAUUCUGGUGGGUCGACUCUUCAUGUGGGAGGAGCCGGAGAUCCAGGCUGCUCUGAAGAAGCUGAAGGAGGCUGGCUGUAAACUGCGCAUCAUGAAGCCCCAGGACUUCGAAUAUGUCUGGCAGAAUUUUGUGGAGCAAGAAGAGGGUGAAUCCAAGGCCUUUCAGCCCUGGGAGGACAUUCAGGAGAACUUCCUAUACUACGAGGAGAAGUUGGCAGACAUCCUGAAGUAGGGCAACUGGGUUUUGCCUCACGUAUUCCUGCUGCCACCAAGAGAUGGCAAUGACAUGUACAGCCACCUGGGACAUGCCUGUCUUCCUAAUACCAUUUGGAGCUGGACAACAUUUGACACCAACCAAUCAUACUGGACAAGGCCCUUAGAGGACUUGAAAUAUACUUCUCAUGCUGUAGUUUAUUUAGGCUGUGCCUCUCUCUCUAAUGCUGCUCUCGGGAAGGACGAAAGUGACCUGCAAGGAGAGAAAUGCAACCAUACAUGGGCUCCAGUCAACUAUGGGACUGAAGGUCCUAAUUGCUCACCCAAGGGGGCUGCUUAACACAAACAGCCUCAGACCCGAGGUUUAGAUUUCUGAAAUAUGCAUUUUAUGUUAAGUUGGGUAUUUUUUUAAAAAAAGAAAAACUGCAACAUUAAUAAAAGAAGUGGUGUGUUUU